CGAGAGGACUGGCUCCGCCCCGCCCCGCCCCUGGCUCCCCCGGGAGGGCGGCUCAGGGGCGGGGACGGGGGCGUGGUCCCACGGUAUAAGAACGGAGGGGGCGGCGGUGCGGCGGCUCACUCGGUGCCGCUGCCUGGGGGCUGUAGAGGUCGCGCUGCUCCUGCUGGGGCCUGCCCACGCCAAGGACCUGCCUCUGUUGCCUCCUCUUCCAUCGCCCAGUUUCCCCAGCCAGAACAUCCCCCGAAGAUGGCAGAGGAGAGCAGCUGUACCAGGGACUGCAUGUCCUUCAGCGUGCUCAACUGGGAUCAGGUUAGCCGGCUGCACGAGGUCCUGACUGAGGUUGUACCUAUCCACGGACGAGGCAACUUUCCAACCUUGGAGAUAACUCUGAAGGACAUCGUCCAGACCGUCCGCAGUCGGCUGGAAGAGGCAGGCAUCAAAGUGCAGGACGUCCGGCUGAAUGGCUCUGCAGCUGGCCACGUUUUGGUCAAAGACAAUGGCUUGGGCUGCAAAGACCUGGACCUGAUCUUCCAUGUGGCUCUUCCAACAGAGGCAGAAUUUCAGCUGGUUAGAGAUGUGGUUCUGUGUUCCCUUCUGAACUUCCUGCCAGAGGGUGUGAACAAGCUCAAAAUCAGUCCAGUCACUCUGAAGGAGGCAUAUGUGCAGAAGCUAGUGAAGGUUUGCACGGACACUGACCGCUGGAGCCUGAUCUCCCUCUCCAACAAGAAUGGGAAGAACGUGGAGCUGAAGUUUGUCGACUCCAUUCGGCGUCAGUUUGAGUUCAGUGUGGACUCUUUCCAAAUCAUCCUGGAUUCUUUGCUUUUCUUCUAUGACUGUUCUAAUAACCCCAUCUCUGAGCACUUCCACCCCACCGUGAUUGGGGAGAGCAUGUACGGGGACUUUGAGGAAGCUUUUGACCAUCUGCAGAACAGACUGAUUGCCACCAAGAACCCAGAAGAAAUCAGAGGCGGGGGACUUCUCAAGUACAGCAACCUUCUGGUACGGGACUUCAGGCCCACGGACCAGGAAGAAAUCAAAACUCUAGAGCGCUACAUGUGCUCCAGAUUCUUCAUCGACUUCCCGGACAUCCUUGAACAGCAGAGGAAGUUGGAGACCUACCUUCAAAACCACUUUGCUGAAGAAGAGAGAAGCAAGUACGACUACCUCAUGAUCCUUCGCAGGGUGGUGAACGAGAGCACCGUGUGUCUCAUGGGGCAUGAACGCAGGCAGACCCUGAACCUCAUCUCCCUCCUGGCCUUGCGUGUGCUGGCGGAACAAAACAUCAUCCCCAAUGCAACCAAUGUCACCUGUUACUACCAGCCGGCUCCUUAUGUCAGUGAUGGCAACUUCAGCAACUACUACGUUGCCCAUCCUCCAGUUACCUACAGCCAGCCUUACCCUACCUGGCUGCCCUGUAACUAACCUUGAGACCUGAGGGUUUCCACAAUGGCAACCCCAAUAGGGCUAGGGCUCUCAGGUAGGGGAGCCUCCUUCUAGAUGUAGGUGUUUGGCUUUUAAAGGGGAACUCAGCUCUGAUUCUGCUUUUUUUUUUUUUUUUCUUUGUGUACCCAUUGGAAUGGGUCUACAGUGUAUCAUGAGCCAACCCUAAAAGGACCCAUAUUACAGUGCCACGUUGGAAAAUGCUACAGGAAGCAUGACCUAGCCACAUCUUUCCAAGAUAGACACUAACAUGUCACGUCCCAACGUUAGCAUGUGGGGAUUGAGCUCUGUGCAGUAAUCGACAUUGGGAGAAUUUGGGCAGCGCGUGAGAAGUGCUAAGCUACUUGUUUUCUCACUUGAGCCUGAGUAGGCUGCGUUGGCCCUCACUUGGGAUUCUCGGCAGUUACGUGAAAGUUGUGCUGAUAAUCUCUUCUCUUGUAUCAAUUUUUAGUCAGGCAGAAAAUGGUAAACACGAGGGUGCUCUUGUGACUUAAUUUUUGUUCAAGGGACGGAAUUGCUUAUGUUUAUUCCCUGUCAGCAGAGCGGAGAAUGUCAUUCAUCAAUAAACCAAAGCCAAUAGCUGGAGAAUUGAGAUCUGGUUAAAAGUGGUUUAUGGUUUACAUGCUGUACUAUCCUGAGGAAUUGCGAGAUAUUGCUGAGGGGAAAAAAAAAAUGACCUUUUCUUGAAAUGUAACUUGAAAACAAAAUAAAAUGUAGAACAUAAUGUUUAAUUAGAAUUGUGGUGGUGGUAGUGGAAGGGGAUAAUUGUAAAUAGGAAACAUGAAUGUUCAUUUUUUUCUUUAAAGAAUUCUUAUUAAAUGACUCCCCACCUUUUUUUUUUUUUUUUCUUUUUUCCUCAUCAGCUCUUUCAUGGCUGGCUUUUGUUUUAUUCUUCCUAAGACUAAGGAUUGUGCUGAGUCCAGAGUCAUUGUGGUAACUGACAUGAGGGUCUUCCCAUGUUUUAAUUGGAAACCCAUUUUGGUCACAUUCCAAAUAUGACACAGCUGUUCUUCUGGAGUACUUUGGCUAUUUUUUGUUUGUGUUCUUUUUGUUUUUUUUUUUUUUCAAAAAUAGUAACUUCCUUCUCCAGGUGUGUUUGACAGCAACUCAAUUCAGGAAUUUCAGUAGAACUGAGUGACCUGUGGAACUGCUUUAGAAUCUAACCUGCUGUCUUCGUGCUGUGUGUGAAGGGGAAGGUAGGGGGUUAGCAUUAAGUCUGGCUUUGUGUGCAUUGGAGCUACCAAGGCACUUUGAAAUCAUUCCAGUAUAUUUGGGAAGAAUUGAGUGAAUGAGAAUGCUCUUCCUUAUUCUGGUAGAUUUGACUUGUUUAUAUUCUGCACUUUAGAAGGAAAACAGUGUUAAUCUCUAGUCGAAAGAAAGCUUAGUAACUGAGAGAGUUCUAGGCUACUGUGGCUGUUUCCGGUAGAUUUAGAUGAGAUUAUGUGUUUUGAAAUGUUUUGUGGGGUCCCUUAGCAUUACUUUAGGGCAGAGACACUCAAUAUUGUCAGCCAGCUUGGGUUCUAAAGUGAUUUAAUCCAAUUCGUGCUCCUGAAUUUUUUUUUUUUUUUUUCCCUUCCUUUGGCUAUAAAAACCCAAAGCCCGGAGUGAUUGUUUUCUCCUCGCUUUAAGCAAUGAAGUUAUCCUAAUGCAAAAGAGCUUAGUAGAAAAUGAGUGGUUUACCUUUUUCUAAAAGUAUAUUUUCAAGUUUAUUCUGGAAUGUGAUACCUUGGUCCUCGUAAAAGCGGAUCAGACAUGACUGAAACUCAAGGCUUAGCUGGUAUCUAUGUUGUGCUGCAUUAGGUGACUAGAAGCUGCUUCUUAGUGUCAUCAGCUCCUUUUUUGCUGUGAACCUUAGUUAUAUUUGAAUUCAGCAGCUUUGAAUCAAGGCCGGUUCUAAUUGAGGGGACCCAGGGUGCUUCAGUGUUAAGAGUGGGGCGAUGAAGAGUGAACCCCGCUGAAUGAUCCCAACUUGAAAACUAUCUGGUCAUUCAUGACCUUAAAAAGCUGCCAUUGUGGUCAAAUGGCAUGUGUUUGCACAAAAAUGACAGAUGUGUUUCACCAAAGCUUUGAAAUGUGAUGAAGCCUCCAACAGAAGCACUUGCCUAACAGAAAUCAGUAUUUCUUCUACCUAGAAGGUUUGGGGACCAGAGUAAUGAGGCACCAGAUGGAGAUAAGAUCUGCAUCAAGUAAUUACAUUUCCAGUUUGUCCUUGGGGUUCUUUCUGCUUUUUUUUUUUUUUUUUUUCCCCUGUCUGUUGAUAGUCCUCUUCUGAGGAUGAAAGGAGGCACAGAGGUUGCAAGAAAGACCCAGUCCCCAGUCUUUGCCACCAUUGCACCAUGGUAGCCUCGGAGUCCCUUCACCUGACCUUUUUAGUCAGCUCAGAUCUUUUUGUAGUUUGAGAAUAGACAUGUGUUCAAGAGCUAUCAGGGUUAAAAGCUUCACUGACCAAAGCUGUACUUUUAAAACACAACCCCUGGGCUAGUGAUGUCUCCACUUGCUCUAUGAGCCUUUUCCCAGCCUCAGAAUAGGCGAGGUAACCUUGAAUUUCAGGUCCCUGGAAAUUCUAGCUGAAACCUGCCUUUCCUAAUGCUCACACAAGCACCAGGUACCCUGAACUUAUACUGAGUCCAGUGGUUCCUAUUUUGUGUGUGUGUGUGUAUGUGUGUGUGUGUGUGUUGAGUAACAUAAAACUUGGCAGUAGCAGAGGGCACUGAAGUUCACAUGCAAGUUCUGAUCUAAAUUUAAGCAGUCUCUUGUUUGUUUCGGGGCUCUGGUUUGACUGUUUUCUGAUGGUUUCGGCAUGUCUGCAGCCUGUUCUCCUAGCCUGCUGCUUAGAGUCAGGUUGAGCAUCAGUGAGAUGAAGACAGUACCUUUUCCUCUCACAUUGGCAGAAUGGCACGCACUGGAUGCCUGACCUUGAGCUCUAGUCUCCCAGUUAAAUCUUACCUUGACAGUAACACACUAUUCCUCAUUCAAUAAUUUCAAUGCUGAAACUGAACUCUAUUACUAAUGCCUUCCAGUCAGAGUUCCUGAUGGGAUGCCUAUGGGAUGUGGUAUGGCCCACACCUGUGGGACCUGGCAGAUGGGGUGAGUUGGGUAAGGAAGAUGAUGCUUAGUUCCUGAUAGAUGCUACAGAUGUAGUUUGGCAUUUCAGUUUUUUCCAGUUUGAGUUUUCACUGGGGUUUGAGUCACAGCGAGCUGUGUAUGAACUUGUGUUUUGUGGUGACACAUUAAUAAUCAAAUUGCUAAAGCCCUGAAUCUGCUUAUUCUUCAGCUUCACCUCUCCACUAACCCCUCACCCUUAUGGUACGUUAGGAUUUUAACUAGUACUGCUUUGUUGCCUUUGGGAAAUGGUGCCACUCAAAAGCAGCUUCCUAACUUUAGGAAUAACUCCUUUGUAGUUUACUUUCUGGUACUGGUUGGUGCCUUGUAUUGGGAUACAGCUAUAUUCUUAGCUCAGAUGUCCUCUUUUAGAGAGCAAAGUAGUUAUCCAAUGGUGAGAAGAGACCCUGAUACUCAUGGGGGCCAUUCCUUCCUGCGUGUCGGACCAGGGCUCUGUGUCAGGGAAAACCUUCUGGGUGGAUUCUGUAACAAUCCAGUUUCCAAGGUUAGAUUCACAUCCCUAAUCCUGCAGAGACUAGAAUUUCACAACUCACUUUGGAACAUACUCGAAUUCAACCAGUUAAAAUCAGAGGACCAAGUUGUGGGGCCGGGGGGCGGUGUUGAGGAGAGGUAUUUUUAAAGAUCUGGCAACUUUUCAGGAUUAUUUGUUGAGAACUCUUAAGGUGAAGAUCAGGAACGAAAAGACUGUGUGUGUGUGUGUGUGUGUGUGUGUGUGUGUGUAGUUCAAGUGCCUAAAUCUUGUUUACCUAUCACUUUUUAAAAAAUAAUUGAAGUGUAAGCCAAAUAAAAUGCUUGGAGUUUUGCCUGGGCUUAGUGAGACUUGGUGCAAAUCCUCGUGUGUGUUUGCAUAGGAAGGUGAGAUGACCAUCUACUAAAGAGGAAGUAGCUAAAUACAGAUCUGUGGGUGUUUUUCAAAAAAACUCAACCUAUCUGGUAUUUUAUUUUAAUGGAUAAAAAUGUAAUUUUCCUAAGGUAGCAACUUAUUUCCAAAUUAAUAUAGAUGAAAAAUAGAUACCCAUUAGACUAAAUUGAAAGCUUUUUGUUCUAUAUUUGCAUAGCCUUUGAAAUAUUAAUUUCUUAGCAGUGCCUAGGAGGUCUGGGGUUUCCUCUUUGGUAGUAGUCACUAACCUUACUUGAUGCAGAUAAAAUCACUUGUCAAUGCCAAAUGUGUUAGAACUUGACAAAGCUUUGAGUUUGAGAAAUAAAAGUAUAUUUAAAAUUUAAAUAAAA
Messenger RNA from Piliocolobus tephrosceles (Ugandan red Colobus), 5793 nucleotides. It is a transcript of the gene TENT5C, whose product is annotated as terminal nucleotidyltransferase 5C. The record is from RefSeq and is a predicted model, not a curated record. Gene Ontology annotation, biological process: mRNA stabilization. Gene Ontology annotation, molecular function: RNA binding; poly(A) RNA polymerase activity. Lineage: Eukaryota; Metazoa; Chordata; Mammalia; Primates; Cercopithecidae. The transcript has 2 exons. The coding region runs from base 247 to 1422 and encodes 391 amino acids.